Tinamus guttatus (white-throated tinamou) is the source of this 1277-nucleotide messenger RNA. It is a transcript of the gene CA5A, whose product is annotated as carbonic anhydrase 5A. The record is from RefSeq and is a predicted model, not a curated record. NCBI's taxonomy places the organism in Eukaryota, Metazoa, Chordata, Aves, Tinamiformes, Tinamidae. Gene Ontology annotation, molecular function: zinc ion binding; carbonate dehydratase activity. Gene Ontology annotation, cellular component: mitochondrion; cytoplasm.
AAGCUGUCUAUUCAGAGCACUUUUUUCUCUACUUUGUGCUGAUAGGUUGCCAGGCUCUGGAAACCUCCUGCGGGUGCUUGACUAACUGAAGAUCUCAAGGGCCAUGAUGACAGUAAUGAACACCAUGAAGACAAUCACUCUGGCCCGCUUAAACAAGCAGCUGAAGACUAUGUGGAACCCCUCAGCAGUGGCAGCACGACGACUCUGCAGUCUCGUCACCUGCACUCCUAAAAACAGGAAUGAGGCAUUGCAUCCGCUUUGGCAGAGCCCGCUCUCCAUCCCCGGGGGCACACGCCAGUCUCCUAUCAACAUCCAGUGGAGAGAUAGCGUUUACGACCCCUUUCUGAAGCCCCUGAAAAUCAGCUAUGACCCCAGCACGUGUCUGCACAUCUGGAACAACGGGUAUUCAUUCCUGGUCGAGUUCGAUGAUUCUACUGACAGAUCAAUAAUCAUGGGAGGUCCCUUGGAAAACCAGUACAGGCUAAAGCAGUUCCACUUCCACUGGGGAGCCAUAAACGAGUGGGGUUCCGAGCACACAGUCGACAGCAAAGUUUACCCAGCAGAGCUGCAUUUAGUACACUGGAAUGCUGUUGUGUACCCAACUUUUGAAGAAGCUGUAAUGGAAGGUAACGGCUUGGCUGUCAUUGGAGUAUUUUUAAAGCUAGGAAAACAUCAUGAAGGACUGCAGACGUUGGUAGAUGCCUUGCCAGCAGUUAAACACAAGGACACGAUUAUUGAGUUUGAUGUCUUUGACCCUUCAUGUUUGAUACCUUCCUGCCCUGACUAUUGGACCUAUGCAGGCUCCUUGACCACUCCCCCACUUACAGAAUCAGUCACAUGGAUUAUUAAGAAGAAGCCAAUAGAGGUUGAUGAAAAUCAGCUGGAGGCAUUUCGGAUGCUGCUCUUUACUUCAGAUGGCGAAGAAGAAAAGAGAAUGGUAGACAACUUUCGCCCUCUUCAGCCGUUAAUGAACCGAACCGUCCGUUCAUCCUUCCAAAACACCCAUCUCUUGAAUAUUGAAGCACAGUCCAAGGACCAUGCUCAGCAGAUCGGGCCGUAGAUGGCCCCCGAAAUGUCAGUCCAGAUUGUAACACCUGGAAGUAACUGACAUUGUUUUACCAUUAUUUUCCCUUCUUUUUUGCAGUAUGUAUAUGCCACACAAUUUCACAGCCAGCCAUUUUCAGUUCUACUAAGUGCCAUUGAGAAGGAGUGCAUAUUAACUCUUAACAACUUUGCUCACUUUAAAACAGAGUUCAAUACCUGUUAGUACGUGCCAG